Molecule: messenger RNA, 6291 nt
Organism: Salvelinus sp. IW2-2015
Lineage: Eukaryota; Metazoa; Chordata; Actinopteri; Salmoniformes; Salmonidae
Gene: foxp4
Product: forkhead box P4
Biological process (GO): regulation of transcription by RNA polymerase II
Cellular component (GO): nucleus
Molecular function (GO): DNA-binding transcription repressor activity, RNA polymerase II-specific; RNA polymerase II cis-regulatory region sequence-specific DNA binding
Source: RefSeq, a predicted model, not a curated record
AGAUGUGUUUAAUUCUAAUCUCCUUUCUCUCUCUAGGAGUCCUACUCUGGUGAAGAAUAUGAUUUCAGGCCUGGGCUUCGGUUCCCUAAACGCCAGCUACCAGGCAGCCCUUGCGGAGAGCAGUUUAACUCUACUGAACAGCCAGGGCCUGGUUAACCCCUCAUCUGCCGCCAGCCUCAACAUGCUACACGGGAUGGGUCACAAUGACGUCAGCUCCACUGUGGAACAGGUCAACAGCAACGGCAGCUGCAGCCCUACACUCAGCCCACAGCAGUAUGGACACCAGGUCCAUGUGAAGGAGGAGCCCACUGAGAUCGAGGAGGACAGCCGCUCCAUGUCGCUCAUGGCAACUGUCACUCAGAACAUGGCAUUUCCUAGCGAUCGCGAUGACCGCGAUUUGGAUGAUGAGCUUCCCACCGAGGAGCUGGAGUAGGAUUGGAUGAGUUGAACCAGUGGACGGGACUUUGAGGUUUAAUCCCGCCCGCUCAUUUGGAGUGAAGCGAAAUGAUGACCACAUAAAAAAGAAGAUAGAGAUUUAAAAAAAAGAUAAAGAUCAUAAUUUUUAUAAAGCAAGAAACCAACAACAUUGACAAACAGGGUUAGACCUCCGUUACAUACCGACGCAAAAAUAACACUCUGGAGCAUUGCUUUAUUCCCACACAUUUUCACCCACCUCACCCCCUCCUCCUCACCCCUCCUCCUCACCCCCUCCUCCUCACCCCUCCUCCCUCACCCGAUGAGCAGCGUAUUGUCAGAGAGACAGCUCUCAGUGGUGAUAUUGAGGGAGGGUCCCCUCUCCUUUCUCCUCUCUCCUCUCCCUGUUGAUUCACACAGAUGGUCUACCCACCCUACAGUCCUUUAGUGGUGGUAGUCUGAUUUCCACACCACUUCAAUAUACAUACAGGUGUGUGAGAGAGAGUGUGGAGAUACACACACAUCAGAUCAUGUGUAUAUAUUGUUUGGAACAGUCACCAGGAGGUGUAUAACUCUCCUCCUCUUCUCCGGUCAUGUUAGUUCCUUUUUCUUUUCUUAUUUUGCCUGAAAGAACUGCUGGGCUUUGAGAUGGAAGGAAGGACAGUGGUUUUCUCAAAGAUUACCCCACCUGCUCACACAUCAGAAACCAAGCGUACAAACCAGUCAGUGAUCCAUAGGUAGGACUGAGACUGGAUUGCAGGAUUCUGCCCUAUGCCCACUCUCUAGCCAUUCUCUGCCCUAUGCCCACUCUCUAGCCAUUCUCUGCCCUAUGCCCACUCUCUAGCCAUUCUCUGCCCUAUGCCCACUCUCUAGCCAUUCUCUGCCCAAGCCAGACAAGACUCUCUUUACUCAUUAUGACAAACAAAAAAAGAAGACAUUAUUUACCCCCCAAAAAGACCCUUUGGUGCUUUACUCCUCCUUCAUGAGUGAUAGAGUGAUGGGGACAGGUCAUCCUGAGAGAGAGAGAAAAAGAGAGGGAGGAAGGAAAGAUCAUCCACACAGAGAUAUCUGACUAAAAUAGUUUAUGAUUAUGGAAUACAAAACAUUUUAUAUCCAAAAAGUGGUAGCUUUUUCACUUCCUUCUUUCUUUGAUGUUAUCAUUAAAUUUUUAGGAUUCAUAUUUCCAUGGUGAUAUAAUUCUGUUUCAAAGUGUAUUUUGUAAAAAUGCUUUCUUUCUUUAGUUUUUAGUUUUUAUUAACUCUGCUUGUUCACACCAUUCCAAACUAGUAUUGGUGGCAAAGAAAGUGCAGUAUUGUCCCAAAAUUCCCCAUAACCCAGCCCACCAUGAAUACCUUUCUGUGUGUCUGGGUUUGCCAGUUUAGAUGGCAGGAGAUUGAGAAUAGCACUUAGGAUCGAAGGCCUCAGCUCCUGAGAACACUCACCAAUAAUCCCAACAUUAUCAUCCAUUUGUAUUAUUCCUUUUUAACUAACUUUCAUUCCUUAUUAUUUUAUCUUCUCGUAGUUAGUUGAGAAACAUCAGCUGUGAUACAAAGCAAUGCUUGAAAAAAUAUAUUAUGGCAGUCAGAGAAUACCUCAUCCCACAAAUUUCCGCCCGGAAGUGUGUGCAAAAUGUUAAAGAAGUAAGGGGGAAUUCUUUGUGUGGGACACCAAAACGUGGCAACUCUGCUCAGUUUCAUUUCAAAGUUCUAUUGUUACUAUAGUUACUGUAUAGAAGCUGUCUGCAAUUCACUGUGUGAGUUGAACUCAAAGGAAUAGCACGUGAGAUUUAAAAUCUUUUGUUUUCAGUGAGCGUAAAAGCAUUACCUUCUCUGCAGUGCCAUACCAAAUUUAAACACAUUAUUUUUAUGUAUUUUCUGCUUUUUCUCCCAUUUUAUUUUUGUUACAGGUAACCAAAGAAAUGUGUAGAAAACCAAAAACCCUGUAGUUUAUUUCCCCUUUUGAGUUUUUCCUCUAAAGAACUGGCCAUAAGACAAUAAACAUUGACAUUUAAAUUAUUAUUGUAUUAUCGUAACUCUUACGUUGAAUUUGUUCAUGACAGUACUGACCAUUCCAAAAACCAAAGUAUAAAAUGCUAAAUAGAAUUUGGUGAUGUUAAAAUCUUUUUACAUGUGUUUAACUGGUGCAAAUGACGACUAACAUUAGGCAUGCUAUGGUUGAAGGCCAAAAACAGUAUUAACAAACAACCCUUUUGCAGUUCCUUAGAUAAAUAAAGAAAGCACUUAGGAUUUAAAUCUCUAUCUCUCCAUGCUCAGGCUACCUGUGUUUCAAACACAACCCUAUGACAGGCUCUGCUGUAGGCAAGCCUAAGAUGGGAUUCAGGGUUAAAGAUGACAAAUAAUUAUCUUACCCUCAUUAGGCACUUGAACACAACAUUUAUAUACCUUUAUGUGACACUAGAAGCCAGCAAAAAAAGAAGUGGGCUGUUGUCAGUUGUCCAUUAACUGGGAUACAGUUAAAAACAAAAAAUACAUUGUUAUUGCACUGUAAUAAUGCAUGUUUUGAUUAAUUUCCUCAACCAAAACAAUAUUUUCAUUGUGAAACUCUAUACAUUCAAACAUCCCUUUGUGCUAUGCAGGAGAAUGUCAUAUUUUGACCCAGCUCCCGGUUUGAUUGAAAAGGACCAAAAGUCCCAUUGUCUAGCAGUGAACAGUUUACUUAAUGUACUUUGUUUACUCCUCACCUACAGUAUACUCUAGCAGACACAACAGUUUAACAAAUACCAAAAAGGACAGGUGUUAUAAUAAAUAGGAACAAAAUGAUAAUGUUUCGCUCUUAUAUUGUCUUCAUGCUCUCACAUUGCUAUAGAAACACGUUGAUAUCCCCAGUCUGUGAGUAGUUGUGAUAGAGACUGUUUGAAGCUGGCUGUCAUUCCAAACAUCACAUCAGUAGACAAACAGAGGGUUUUUCAGAACAGACAUACCAUUAUGACCAUUUGUGAUAUUUACAGCAAAGAGAGAACAACUGACAAAUUACAAAAUCAUACCGAUGUGAAAGGAACACACCAAGGGACAUGUCAACUUAUGUAUUUUUUCUAAAACAAAAUUUGGGAACAGUUUUGUCAAAUCAACUCUUGCACCAUUUUCUUUUGUUUUUUAAUAAAGGAGUCUUUGUAUUGACUUCCUGUGUAAAACAGCACUGUUUCCUGUAUAAGUAGCGUUAUGAUGCUUCACGUCAUCAGACUGAUUUAUAACAAACAAAGUGGGAGAGGGACACCGAGAGUAAAAACCAAAAAUAACACUACCUCCUUUUCAAAAUGGUUCACAAUAAAAGCCAAUGGGAGACUGGAGACCAGAUUUUUUUUUUUUUUUUUUAAUUCUUCCUCAAUAAUAAUAGUGAAAUAUACCAAAACACAGCUUACUGUUAAUACACAUUAAGUGGGGCUGAAAAAGCUUGUCUGGUUAUCUGAACUCCAAAUUCAUGAGCGUGAGCGCAAAAACAAAGAGACGUUACAACAACAUUACACCCCGUUAAAGAUGACUACCUCUCCUAAAACCACAGAGAACCGGUGCGUUCUCCUAAGAGUGAAGAGUGAAGUGGUCACCAUGUUUAAAAGGUCUACUCUCAGCUGUGUAUUAUUGGCUCUCUCUGUACUGUCCAUUAUCAUAAAACACCGUGAACAGCCUCUUAACUGGGUGCUCUAAUUGUAUGCACGCAUAUUUAUGAGCCGGCUUUGCCGGCAGCCAAUGAUAGUCCGGUCGUUAGCUGCGACUCAAUGGGGCAGGAAGCUGGUUGUCAGGAGUGAUGAUGGGCAGAAUGUAUGAGUGCCCUGCACCCGCCAUUGGGCCCACACACAGUAGUGCCCUGCACCCGCCAUUGGGCCCACACACAGUAGUGCCCGCCACACGCCAGUGGCCCGCACUACACAUGAAUGGAGAGAACAGCUUUAAGAUGGCAGCGAUAAAGGAAACACACCCACACACACUCACAGGCUGUAGUCAGUGUUCAGUCGAAAGGGCCCUUAGUAUCAGUCAAUAAGCCUCAGAGCUGGGAAUUAAAGCCCUGUGACAUGGAGCUGGCCCUUCACGGUGAAUAGUGGCCCCUGUCACUAGGAGCCGGGCCCCUGUUGGCCCCUUGGUUCAGACAGCUGAGGAGAGGCUCUGAGUAACUAAAUAUACUAUCCAAAGACAAACACAGAGCUUGCUGGGAGACGGACAAUAAUAACAGCUUACAAAGGAAUGAAUGAUUACUACUAUUAUUAUUGUUAUGAUCCAAACUCUCACGAAAGAGGCACUGCUGCAUUCAGUAAAUAAAUGAUGUUUGAAUUCUCAUCCUUUAAGGUACACCUGUAAGCCAAGCUGUUUUAUCAAGAUGUAGAUUGACAUUCGUUGAUGAUGUUGACAGAUCGCCAUAGACACUUCUGUUCCUUCUCCGGUUUGGCUGUUAUGGUGUAUUAUUGUAUAUUAACGCUUGGCUUAGCUCUCGAGGGCAUUCUUUACCAUUAUUUCUUUUUGAUUUUCUCUUUUGUUGAUUUAGUUUUUAUAAAGCUUCCAGCUUGGAUUCCUAUACUGUAUUGCUAAUGCUGAAGUGUAUGUAUUUAUCAUAUUAAGUGCUGCAGGUAUCUUUGUUGAAUAGUUAUUCCUUUCUUUUUUUGUUUUCUUCAUAAAACGUCUGGGACGAUGAUUUUUUAAGUGUAUUAUCUCUAAAAAAUAAAAUAAUUAAAGUUAGAUAAGUGGUUUAGGUAACAGCUGUUUGUAUAUUUAUCUUAGCUAGGUCUAUUUUGAUACCUUUUGUCUCUGUACUGCAUUUUUAAGGAAAGAAAAAGAAAAACAAGAGUAAAACAAAAAGUUGACUUCAUUAUGUAUUGAUGAUACCUCAGAAGGACUUUUCUCUAAGACAGGACCAAAACCUCAGAAAAAAAUUGAGAAAGAGGAAAAUAAUGAAGAAAAUAUGUAGCCCCUCUCUUGCAUUUAAAGAUGGAGCAAUGUAAAGGUGAUGUUGUGGGUCCUUUAUGUGUCCUCUGACCCCUGACCCCUGACCACAGUCAUUCCUCUGAUGACCUUUAACUUACAGCGGUCAAUCACUCAAUAGGACAACUGGGCGUGGCCCUCAAUCAAACACCUGAUGGCAUUUGUCCAAUUAGAAUCCUAACCAAAGGUGUUGUGAGUGGCCAUGGCUUACAAGCUAACAGACCACCACAACUAUAACCAAACCAACCCUAGGCACUAAUCUAUCACAAGCUACUUCCCAUACCUCAAACCAUUCUUCGCUAUCACCAUCGCUAUCAUCUCUUGGACGAGCACUCUUCCUAUUGGAUCAUUAGUGACUCCAGGGACCUCAUUGGCCCCGCCCCUGCUCUAUGAUUGGACAGCUCUUAGGUGUCAUGUUGAGGAAAAGGGAACUUAAAGGACAGUUGCCCAUGUUAUUAUGAACUUCACAGCCCCCCCCAAAAAUGGAACUACCACUUCAGCUGUCCUCUGGUUGUAUCUUAGGAAUGUGUGUACAUUUUCAGCAGUGACUCUGUAACAUUACUUCGUUUCAGUUUCUGUUUACCUCUCUUUUAUCUUUUUAUUUUGUUCUGUUUGUUCAUUUUUUGAAAGUGUGACCCAGGGGAAUGGGUAAAGUUGGAGCAGGCGGUGGUUUUUAAGAUGGUCUAAAAGAGGUUUAAAAAAAGGUGACUUUGCCACCGAGACCUUUGCCCUUUCCCCCUUCCCUGGGUGGCCAUGUAAUGCCAGUCACUGCCCUUUUCCUCAUGCUGUAUAAAACACACAUAUAUCUGUGUAUUUGUAACCUGAAUCUUCUUGUGUCUGUCCAUGCAGACAAUAUAAACAACCUGUACAGUAGGUCUAGUUGCAUGUAAUCUGUACUAAUUAUUGACAAUGGCAUUAUAAAAUGCAAUAAAAUACUUAUUACACUGUC